Pectinophora gossypiella (pink bollworm) is the source of this 891-nucleotide messenger RNA. Its product is annotated as cytoplasmic dynein 2 light intermediate chain 1. Gene Ontology annotation, cellular component: axoneme; cytoplasmic dynein complex; ciliary basal body. NCBI's taxonomy places the organism in Eukaryota, Metazoa, Arthropoda, Insecta, Lepidoptera, Gelechiidae. The coding region runs from base 79 to 891 and encodes 270 amino acids. The record is from RefSeq and is a predicted model, not a curated record. The transcript has 5 exons. Gene Ontology annotation, biological process: intraciliary transport involved in cilium assembly; intraciliary retrograde transport. Gene Ontology annotation, molecular function: dynein heavy chain binding.
GAUCACUUUGAGAUAGCUACGCAAAUAGUAAAUGAAACCCUUUCCCAACCAGCAGAUGAUACAAAUCGAACUUUAAUCAUGGUUGGAAGUAAAUCUGUGGGGAAAUCAACAGUACUGUACUCUUUCCUUGAGAAACCGGAUACUCCCCGAGAGACGCUUGUCUUAGACUACUCCUUUGGCCGGAAAUCUAACCAGAAACAAGGACUCGAAAAAAGCAUCUGCCAUGUAUGGGAAUACGGUGGUAAAUUAAACAUACUAAAGAAUGUCCUGUCUACAGUGCCAAUAUCAGGAAAGUUUUACUAUUGCAUUAUGAUAGAUUUAAGUAAGGUAAAACGAAUUUGGAACACACUAGAAACAUGCAUUCAAGCCAUGACUGAAGUAUUCACGGACUCUGAAAACCUUCCCGAGUUAAUAAUACUCUGCGGAAAAUAUGAUCUCUUUAAAAACUACGACAGUGAAAUCAAGAAAUUCAUUUGUACUACAAUAAGAAGUGUAGCAUUAUUACAUGACGCGCAUUUGCUAUUCUAUUCUUCAAAGGAACCGCAGUUAGCGAGACGUGCCAAAGAGUUGUUUUACGGCAUAGGAUUCGGAAAUGGCGUACUAUUUAAGGAAAGAAAUUCUAAUUUUAUAAAGCCAAUGGUAAUACCUAGAAACACAGACUCCUGGGAGCAUAUUGGUGUUGCAAAAUGUACUUUAGAACAGGUAAAAGCAAGACACAUAAGUAGGAUAGCGUCAGAGCCAGAUUUAUUAGCUGAAGCCACAUCCACCACUCUACAACGAUCGCAUCCGGAGCCGGUCUUGGAUUCACUCGCAGCAUUGAAAUAUGACGAAUUACGUAACUUGGAGUUUCAGGAUAUUUCCGUGAAUGAAUAUUUGAGGGCUAUGCAUUAA